Messenger RNA from Tigriopus californicus, 1246 nucleotides. RefSeq lists its product as uncharacterized. NCBI's taxonomy places the organism in Eukaryota, Metazoa, Arthropoda, Copepoda, Harpacticoida, Harpacticidae. The record is from RefSeq and is a predicted model, not a curated record. Bases 285 to 1163 code for a protein of 292 amino acids. The transcript is spliced from 3 exons.
CACACACUCACACUCACGCACACACGUACAUGAACAUUUACGUUGGAUGGGAUUGAAGCGGGCGGGAAGACAACGGACUAGGGGUUAUUUCGGUCGUUGUUGCCUGCCAAACUCAGUCUCAUUCAGGUUGUAGAAGAAGUUGGACCAUCCAAAAACUUCAUCGUUAUUCUAAGAUCCUGAACAGAGCCCGCGUUUAAGUGUAAGAAAACAAGCAGAGAUUCUGUUUCGAGCAAAAGCAAGACUUUUGGCGAAUCGGAUCUGGCUUCAAAAAAAAAACCAAACGAAUGAAAAUUAUCCCGAACAUCAUUACUUGGUUGAAUGUGCAUCAACUUGGAACAAAUAUGAGUGCCAAUAUCACACCACCACCCAAUAGCAGUUUGGGCGUGUCCAGUACGUUGGAUGCAUUUCAUUCAGUGACCUCCACAACAGCCCCUCCGGACACCUUGGUGAAAAUAUGUCUUUUGUGGACAGUGUUGCAUCGGACAGUGUCGUUACCACCCGCAUGCAAAGGAGUGAUUUCCGAGGACAAAAUCAGUGAAUUAAGAACCAAAGGCGACUUUGGGAACAUGCUUAGUAAUAUCAAUUAUGACGAGAAGGCUUCCCGGAAGCUGUUCGAGACCAAGCAAAAAGCCGACCGAGAGCAGUCCAUCCGAUAUCACUACCAAUAUUCCUCCAGAAGUUUGUCAGUCAUUGGGUACGGUGUCUUGGGUGGGAUCGUUUUAAUCUUAAUGCUAGUUGCAAUGUCGACCUGUAUCAAGAACCGGAGACAACUCCUUGUGGACAAUGACUCCCCGGGUCACGAGAGGUUUGCCCGCCAAAUAUUGAUCGAUCACAUCCGCCACUUGAGCUCAUCUCGAAGGACCCCUUCGGCAUCUGCUCAGAAUGACACACCUCCUGCCUACGAAGACGUGGUGAAACCGAGUUCAAGUUCCAGCAAUGCAAGUGGUAGCGAACCAUCCCCACCUUAUCGACUGACUGAGAACGGGAAUGGGGACGAGGACGAUGAUGAUGAUGAUAAUAGUCAGCCGCCUUCGUAUAUCGAGGCUUUGGAACAAAACGUGUCUCAGAAUCCGGGAGGAACGAGUGGAGACCACGUGGUUCAAAUCGAAUUAGGUCAGAGUGACGGUGCAUCAUCGUUGCAACGACACGCUCAAACUGUAUGAAAUGUACCGGUGAAUGUGUUUAUACGAGAGUAAAGAGAAUAAAGAACCAAGAAUGGCUUUAACUUGGUGCAUUAGAAACUGUC